Molecule: messenger RNA, 668 nt
Organism: Solanum lycopersicum (tomato)
Lineage: Eukaryota; Viridiplantae; Streptophyta; Magnoliopsida; Solanales; Solanaceae
Product: glutaredoxin-C11
Source: RefSeq, a predicted model, not a curated record
CAUACUACUCCCUUUUGUUCCACACGAGAUUUUUUUCUGUUCUCGUUGAGCUCAUCAUAUAUAUAUAUAUAUAUAUAUAUAUAAACUCAAUAUGGAUAAGAUUAGAGAUUUGUCAUCAAAGAGGGCAGCAGUAAUAUUCACAAAGAGUUCAUGUUGUAUGUGUCAUAGUAUCAAAGCACUAUUUUAUGAACUAGGAGCAAGUCCAGCAAUACAUGAACUUGAUCAAGAUUCAAGAGGCAAUGAAAUGGCAUUGGCAUUGAGAAGUUUAGGUUGUAAUCCAUGUGUUCCUGCUAUUUUUAUUGGUGGAAACUUUAUUGGAUCAACAAAAGAUGUUAUUUCUCUUCAUGUUAAUGGUUCUCUUAAACAAAUGCUUAUUAAUGCCAAAGCUAUAUGGUUGUAGCUAAUUAAAUUAGUUUUCUUUCGCGGGGUUGAGCUGGAGUGGUAAGUAGUACUCAUUCAUCCUUAACCAAAGGUUAGAGAGCGCUUUAGACUUUUCGGUGCGAAUCUAAAUUUAGUCAAGCUUCAAUGUGAGUACCAGAUACCGGAUAGGAAACGAAGAAAACUAAUUUUCUUUCUUGUCUUGUUGGACUCUAAAGAAAACCAUGUUUUUAUUAUUAUUACUAUUAUAAUGAAAAUUGUUGAUUAUUGAAACUAUAGUUUUCUCUCUA